AUGCUGAGGCAUUUCCUAUACGUCGUCAUUGCCUGGGACCUUUUGGGAUCCCAAGCUCAAGGCCAACAAUAUUCGCAACCUCAAAAUCCUGUGGCACAGCCGCAACCAACGCUAGUGGAUCAGAUUGCGGCACACCAGCAGAAAUGGUUCACGUACAAUUCCCUGAAGGAAACUGCCACUCAGGCAAAAAUAGCCAAGAUGGAGAGUCUCAUAGAAAGCCAAUUGCAAGCGGUGCAAAUCAAGAUGGGCAUCGAACUGCAGGCACUGCGGAAUCUCAUGCAAUACGCGUCGGAGGAGCAGCAGGAGAAACUGAAGGCUUCGCAGAGGAUCAACGCGUCACUCUUCGAGAGGAUUGGAUCGCGGUCCUAUUACAUUGAGAGGAGGCACCCGGCCACUUGGUUCGAUGCAUACAACCAAUGUCGUCAAUUGGGCGGACAUCUGGCGACGUUUUACAACUACACCCAGUUUUAUGAGGUCUUUUCCAGAGUUGUGGGUAGCAUGUUCUGGAUUGAUAUCUACAAAAUGGCAAAUAAGAAGCAGUACGUUACAUCGCUAACCGGCAGGGCACCUCCGUAUACUAACUACAAAAAGGACGGAAAAAGUGGGGAUUGCGUUUAUUUAAGCAACGGAUAUAUGUACAGUGCAAAUUGCUGGAGCAAAUACUAUUUCAUUUGCCAAACCGAGCAAUGGGAAUGA
Drosophila biarmipes is the source of this 696-nucleotide messenger RNA. RefSeq names its product accessory gland protein Acp29AB (gene lectin-30A). The record is from RefSeq and is a predicted model, not a curated record. Lineage: Eukaryota; Metazoa; Arthropoda; Insecta; Diptera; Drosophilidae. Bases 1 to 696 code for a protein of 231 amino acids. The transcript has a single exon.